AAGUAUAGCUACUUCCAACACUCCUUCCAUUACCCAUUCUUAAGCUGCACUGGAAUUGAAGGCUGGGAGAUUUAUUCUUACUGUUCCACUCGUCAUUUUGCUCAUAGCAAUACGGUCCAUAUGUGUUCAACAUCGAUGCGCGCUCCCGUCUGUCACUCACGCGACCCUCUUCUUCUCCACCUCUCACCACAACCAUGCCUCGAAUUCGAAGAUGGCGCGUAGUCGCACUCACUCUAGCCUUCAUCGCCACCUCUCUCUACUACCUCGCGAACCACCGCAAUACCUGGAAUUACGGCUACACGUCCUACAUUUCUCCUCCCCGUCCCGCUCCCACCGUCGCGCCUGACGGACAGAUACAUUGGGAAAAGCUCCCCGAACGAUAUCCCGUCUCGUCAUUGAUACCGCUGCCAACUGGCGCCCCGAGGAAGAUCCCCACGGUGCAAGCUGCGCAGCCGGAAGAGAAUGACGCGCAGCGGGCGGAAAGGUUGGAGCGUAGGGCGGCGGUGAAGGAGAGUUUCGCACACAGUUGGAAGGGAUAUAAACAGCAUGCUUGGCUACGAGAUGAAGUGGCGCCCAUAUCAGGACGUUGGAAAGAUACGUUUGGAGGCUGGGCGGCUACCUUGGUUGAUUCGCUGGACUCGUUGUGGAUUAUGGACAUGCGGGACGAGUUCGAGGCGGCUGUUGCUGCUAUCGAGAAGAUCGAUUUCAGUACAACGGAAACUAGAGAUAUUAAUGUUUUCGAGACGACUAUUAGAUAUAUGGGUGGGUUUCUGGCGGCGUAUGAUAUUAGUGAGGGGAAAUACCCAGCGUUGCUGUCGAAAGCAGUAGAAGUAGGGGAGUUAUUAAUGUCCUGUUUUGAUACGCCGAAUAGGAUGCCUAUAGCAAGGUGGGAUUGGAAGAAGUAUACGGAAGGCGUUGCACAGAAAGCCCCUUCGAGAGUCCUGGUAUCAGAAAUUGGCUCCCUGAGCCUUGAGUUCACACGGCUGUCUCAAUUGACGGGCGACCCAAAGUACUAUGACGCUAUUCAGAGAAUAGCGGACGAGUUUGAGAAGAGCCAGAAACUCACCAAGCUCCCUGGCAUGUGGCCCGUAGUGGUGGACGCCCAGAAGCCCUCUUUCAAAGACGACAACUUCUUUACGCUUGGUGGCAUGUCUGACUCGCUCUAUGAAUACUUUCCUAAGCAAUACCUCAUUCUUGGCGGGCUGCUGGCACAGCCAAAGACCCUCUACGAAAACUUCAUCGAGGUAGCCAAGGAAUAUUUGUUCUUCCGAAUAUACAACCCCCAAAACGAACCGAUUACAGUCUCGGGAGAUGUUCGUGUCAGGGGCAACGGUGAACCUGGCCUUAACCCACAAGGCCAGCACCUUACCUGCUUCACUGGUGGGAUGGUUGGUCUAGCGUCCAAGAUCUUCAACCGGCCCCAUGAACUCUCCCUCGCCGAAGAACUCACUGCCGGCUGUGUCUGGGCCUAUGACAGUAGCGCAAACGGUAUUGCGCCAGAGAUUUUCUCUGUGAUACCUUGUCCAAAGAAUGAUUGCACUUGGAGCGAGAAACUUUGGCAUGACAAGCUCAAUGAAAAGUACCCCAAUCAUACUGCCAUCACCGUGGAGAUGAGGACCGAAAACGCGGAGAGAGUCAUCAAAGAGCGCCGUCUCACCCCGGGAAUGAUAGCCAUUGAAGACCGCCGCUAUAUCCUACGUCCCGAAGCCAUCGAAUCAGUCUUCAUCAUGUACCGCAUCACCGGCGAUCGCAAAUGGCAAGAUGCCGCCUGGCGCAUGUUUCAACAAAUAGAAAAAGUCUCGAGGACUGACAUCGCGGCGAGUGCGAUUGCGGAUAUCACGGUUGGUCCGGAUGAGGUCUCGGCGCAGAAGAUGGAUAGUAUGGAGAGCUUUUGGCUCGCAGAGACGUUGAAGUAUUUCUAUCUGUGCUUUGAGGAUUUUGAGAUAGUGAGUUUGGACGAGUUUGUGCUAAAUACAGAGGCACAUCCGUUGAGAAGACCGAAAUAGAGGGUCUAGGAUAUGGGAUUAGAGUUCGGGCUUUUCUGAAUAUGGGACUGUGGAUAAAGGCCGGCCUUGUGGAUAAGUGAAUUCCAAGCAUGGCACUACUAGACUCGGCUCUAACGAAGCCUCCAGAUAUUCUAGAAUAUAAAUACAUUACACA
Messenger RNA from Amorphotheca resinae ATCC 22711, 2160 nucleotides. RefSeq names its product glycoside hydrolase family 47 protein. The record is from RefSeq and is a predicted model, not a curated record. Gene Ontology annotation, biological process: carbohydrate metabolic process; N-glycan processing. Gene Ontology annotation, molecular function: calcium ion binding; mannosyl-oligosaccharide 1,2-alpha-mannosidase activity. Gene Ontology annotation, cellular component: Golgi membrane; endoplasmic reticulum. Lineage: Eukaryota; Fungi; Ascomycota; Leotiomycetes; Helotiales; Amorphothecaceae. The coding region runs from base 195 to 2006 and encodes 603 amino acids. The transcript has 2 exons.